Messenger RNA from Enterobius vermicularis (human pinworm), 227 nucleotides. NCBI's taxonomy places the organism in Eukaryota, Metazoa, Nematoda, Chromadorea, Rhabditida, Oxyuridae. The record is from the annotation of a GenBank genome assembly.
GCUAUCGCCGUCGUCGUCGUCGUCGUCGUCGUCGUCGUCGUCGUGGUCUUCUCCUUCUUCUUCUUCUUCUUCUUCUUCUUCUUCUUCUCCUUCUCCUUCUUCUUCUUCUUCUUCUUCUCCUUCUCCUUCUUCUCCUUCAUCAUCAUCGUCUUCAUCAGAAAUAGCAAUAACAACAGCCCCAAAAAAAAAGGCACAGAAUAUAAAUGGUUGAUUUUAAGCGCAUAAAA